GUUUUGAUUUUGGCCUCAGCUAAGAAACUUUUUAGUUGUAUGAACUAAAUUUAAUUUUUGGUAACUUGAUUCAUUCAAUUAACUAUUAAUAAUGAAAAUAAGUCAAAAAUUUUGUUAUUUCUGUAAUAAAUCAUAUUUAAAAUCAAAUUUACAACGUCACAUAGAUUCUGUUCAUUAUAAGAAAAUUUUAAAAACUUGCAAUAUUUGUAACAAAAGUUUCAAAUCCGAUACACACUACCAAUAUCACAUGGCUCAACAUGAAGACAGACGAGAAUUUCAAUGCAGUUUAUGUGUUAAAACAUUUAACACAAAUCAGGACUUGUGGCAACAUUCAAGAAAUCACAAUAAGAAAGAAGCAUCAACGACAAAGAUUUCACCUGAAACUUUUCCAAAUAAUCAACUGCACAAAUCACAUCAAAACAAACAUGAACAGAAAAAAGUAAACAACGUUUGUCCCUUUUGUGACAAAACUUUUCGAUACCUUAAUGAUCACAUAAAAACUGUUCAUUAUGAACACAAAUAUUUCUGUGGCUUUGAAGGAUGUAACAAGAGUUUUGCAAAGCUGGGUGGCUUAAAUCGCCAUUUAAAAAUUCAUUGUGAUGACUUCAAAGAUUUCCACUGUCCUGUAUGUUCAAAACGUUUCGCUGAAAAAUCUCAACUUGAGAGACAUUUUCAUGUUCAUUUCAAAGCAGAAAAGAAAACAGAUUUUAGAUGUGAUAAAUGUUUAAAUUAUUACAACCGCCAGUCUGAUUUAAAACGACACAUAAAAUCAAUUCAUAGCGAGAAGAAGUACCAAUGUGAUCAAUGUGAUCGUCGAUUCAGAUCUAAAUUUGAAGUUCUUCAACACUUCAAAGUUAUUCAUUUAGGUCAGAAAGCAAAAAGAAGUAAACGUCCUCCAAAAGUCCCCUUUAAUGAUAUUUUAAAUCAUGUUUAUGAUGAAAUUAUUGUAGAAGCCCUUGACGACACAUUUGAUAUCACAGAAUCUCUUGAUAAUACCGAGCACAUUGAAUUUGAUUAUUUAAUUUCCGAAGAACAACAAUUAAUGAAUGAAGCAAUCUUUUUGCAAGUGUUUCAACCUCCAAUAAAAUGGGAAUGUCAACGUUGCAAUCGUUUUUAUGAAACACCUGAAAAACUAAAACUUCACAAUAUUCGUAAUCACAAUUGGAAAUGUAAGAAAUGUCCAAACACCAAAGACACCAUCAAUAUUUUCUACAGGAAAGAAGAUUUUCAACUUCAUUGGAUUGAAAUUCACAAUGAUGAGACUUUCCCUGAUAAACUUGAAUGUACAAUUUGUGGUGACAUGUUUGCAACUAAAGCUGCACUUUGUAAUCACAACAGAAAUGAACAUAAAUUAGAAUCAAUUAAAAAAGUAUAAAUAAAGCAUUUUUUAUCAUAUCAUA
Molecule: messenger RNA, 1400 nt
Organism: Clunio marinus
Lineage: Eukaryota; Metazoa; Arthropoda; Insecta; Diptera; Chironomidae
Source: the annotation of a GenBank genome assembly